AUGGACGACUUAAAGGAUUCGCUCACGCAAAUAAUCAAAAGAGAACGCGAGUCUCUAAUCUCCCUCUUACUCGAAAUUCAAAAACGAAAAGUUAAACGAAAAGUUGAACGAGCCGAUUUCCUCUUAAAUUUUCUUAACAAGCUUGAGUGUUUCCACUUCGGUCGGUGCGAUAAUGGAGGACCUAUACUGCUUAGGAGAUGGAUCAAUGCCUUGGAGAAUGGAGAUUAUGUUGCGUUAUCCUACACAUGGAGUCCAUCGGAUGAUGAGGGCAAUACAAGCGGUCGCUACUACGUUGAGAAUAGGUCCAAGAAAGUAGCCUUUCCAUCCCCAGUUAGAGAUUCUAUCUUCCAACGGAUCGCCAAAUACAUGCGCCACGAAAAAGUGGAUCUGCUUUGGAUAGAUCGACACAGUAUUCCCCAGAAGCCUCAGGAAGGGCAUGCGUCCUACAGACAAAAAACGGCAGGCAUUCAGUCCAUGGACUGGGUCUACAGACUCAGUAAUCACCCAGUCGCGCUUCUUGGGCGAUCCCUAAGCACAAAACACGAAAUGUGUUUGUUACAUGGCGUCCUCACUGGAAAGUACAUUCGCCUUAUCGAACAAGAAGCUUCUUUCGAGCUUUCAGUAAAUUGUCACUUAGAAGCAAGUCAAGCUUUAAAACUACUAUACGACAUAACGAAUGAUCUUUGGUGGCAGCGUGCUUGGACAUUUCAGGAGAACUACAAGGGCGGCGAAGCGAUGAAACUAUUGAUCUCGCACUUGCGCUCUUGGGAACCAUUGAAACGACAAUACGUUGUCUUCGGCGAUAUCCCUGGCGAAUUGUGUAUCGAGUCAUCGAAUUUUUCUCGUCAGAUCACACGAUUUUGUCUUGCAUUUCGACGUAAUGGUCUGUCCACAAGCAAAAGAAGAAGAAUCAACUCUAUUCUGAGCAGAGCUGGAAGAUACACCAUACUUCUUGAUGAGACACAAACUUUGACCGCUGCGAUUGUCGCUGAUGUCUUAGCGCGAGAUGUCAAAGAGCCCUGUGAUCGGCUGCCUAUAAUUGCCAAUUGCUGCGAGUACCCCGUCCGCUUAGACACGCAGAAGUUGUUACAAAACAAGCAUAGUCUGAGUCUAUCUAUACUGACAACUUGCCUGCUAAAUGGGGAAAUCCUGCGCAACGGCCCACUCGAAGAAUAUUCGUCUGACACAACGAUUUCUGGGUUCUUGAAACGUCAUUUGCUGAGCAGAAGCUGCCCGACCCAAAUCGGACGAACCCUUGCAUUUAAUCAAGGUUCUAGAUUCAAUACAGUGAAGCUCACAGAGGCGGGCAUCACAACUAUGGGGCACUUAUGGGAAGUUGACAGUGCAAUACAGACGGCCGGACUUGGUCCAGAAGCCCCAACGCGAACCCACAAUCGCGGAGAUAUAGGACUGAAUGAGUAUCGGUGCCUCACUCAGCUAUGUGACGAAUUGCAAGCUCGCUCUGAAAAUGCAAUUGCAAAAGAGCUAAGACGCUACCUACAGUUGGACUCGAAAGGCAAAAGGCCUUUCCAGAUCGGCGAGGAUUACAUGAUUCUGAUGGCGGCGGAGGUAGCUGCCGCCAUUGGCGACGGAAAGGCAAUCAGGCUGGGAAGGAUCUGGGAUCCCAAGGGGCACUCCUACCCCUGCACAGCAUUGUUUGUAUGGGAUGAAGAUGAUCUCAAGCCUCAACAGCAUGAGUCAGCUUUUGUCUUCACGUCUUUACAACCAAAAUUUUUGAGUUUUAACAACUAUGAUGCCAGCGAUGUUCAUCGCCAUGUUUCACUUGAAGUGAAUAUACGACAGGAACAGGAAAGCACAGGCACAACAGUAAAUACUCCGCAUUUGUACGUUCAACGGGCAGUUUUUGGGAUGUGUUUUUUUUCAGGCGUACCCAAGGUGGAAGUUAUGUUCCCAUGGCCGUCAAAUUUCAAGCACAUAGGUCAGUGA
Truncatella angustata is the source of this 1947-nucleotide messenger RNA. RefSeq lists its product as uncharacterized. The coding region runs from base 1 to 1947 and encodes 648 amino acids. Lineage: Eukaryota; Fungi; Ascomycota; Sordariomycetes; Amphisphaeriales; Sporocadaceae. The transcript has a single exon. The record is from RefSeq and is a predicted model, not a curated record.